Anopheles maculipalpis is the source of this 807-nucleotide messenger RNA. RefSeq names its product enteropeptidase-like. Gene Ontology annotation, biological process: proteolysis. Gene Ontology annotation, molecular function: serine-type endopeptidase activity. The coding region runs from base 1 to 807 and encodes 268 amino acids. The transcript has a single exon. NCBI's taxonomy places the organism in Eukaryota, Metazoa, Arthropoda, Insecta, Diptera, Culicidae. The record is from RefSeq and is a predicted model, not a curated record.
AUGCAGUUCUUCGUGGUGUUUGUAGUAAUUGGUGUUGCUGCGGUGUCCGCAAUAGAAAGUGAUGAACAGCAGUUUCUAAGUGCGAUCAGUGUGGACCUGACGGAGGAUGCAAAAGCCAAUUCAAAUCAGCUCGCUACGGACGGAUAUACUACCUUCCCUGGACAGUUUCCCCACCACGCUAGGCUGUUCAUAAAUGCUAAUUCAGUUUCGUCAGGAUCGCUUAUCACACCAAACUACAUCCUUACGCGUGCAUACUUUUUGGAUUAUAGUAUAAAAUGGACCGAUAAGGCUGAAGGAUACGCAAUACUGGGCGUACCUAAUGGAGCGAAUGAGCAGCGUAUCAACUUCACCGAAAGCGGUAUGCUCAUUCAUCCUCUGUUCAAUCAUGAAUUGAACGAUAUUGCAAUGAUUCGUUUGGAUCAUCCGGCAACGUUUAACAAAUACGUGCAACCGAUACGUUUGCCAAGAUUGUCCGAUACCCGAACGUACGAGAAAAUGGAGGGCACAAACGUUGGAAUAUCCAGGUAUACGAGCAACCAGAUAUUGAGCAACAAUGCAUGCAAUCAACUACAUCCAGUGAGGUCCAUCGAUGCACAGCACAUCUGCACGAAUGCUUACGUGGGAGGAGAUUUUUGCGGCAGAAGUCAUGGGUCGGGACUCAUCAUAGAAGACGAAAACGGUCCUGUGUUGGUUGGAGUUACCUGUAUUAUUUAUAUAUGUUCCUUGAAUUAUCCAACCGCUUAUGCACGCGUUUCUAAUUUCCGUGAUUGGAUUGCUGCGAACUCGGAUUAUGUGUUCGAUUUAUAA